UUUUAAUAUUUUUAUGGACAAUAAUUUCUAAUUGCCAAACAAAUAAGCCUGUCUAGACUAAUUAACAAAAUUAGGAAUAGAAUAUAUUGCACAUCAUCAUGAUCCAGUUCCAACAAUGGAAGAAGUUGUAAAAAUAAAAGUAGAAGAUGGGACAGCAUAUGUAAAGAAUCUAUUGUAUGUUGAUAAAAAGGUAGAAAAUAUAUUAAUAUUAUCAUUUAGUCAAAUUAUUAUUUGAUAUUAGCUAAUCACACAACUUAAGUUGGCAAAUUGUUUUGGAAAACACUUGGAUUAGCUUCUGGAAACAUGAGAUUAAGUAAAGAAGAGCAAAUUGCUGAAGCUCUGAAAUCAAGCAAAGGUAAUGUUAAUCCUUUUGCUGUUGCCAACGAUACAAAUAAUCUUGUAAUGCUCAUUUAAUAUAAAAUAGGUCAAAAAUAUUAUUAUUGAUGAAGAAUUGACUAAAUAUAAGAGAUUAGCUUUACAUCCAAUCGAAAAUACAACAACUGUAGAAAUUUCACUUGAUGAUUUAUAAAACAAGUUCUUAAAAAUAUUAAACAGAUAAUUUACAGUCUUAUAAUUAACUGAUGCUGCUGCAGAAUAAAAAUUAGAAUAAUAAAAAGAAUAAUAAAAAGAAUAACAAAAAGAUUAAUAGAAAGAUCAAUAAAAUCUAUAAACAUUAGCUAUUACAGUAAAAAAAUCAGAUUUUUCAGAAUGGUAUCAAUAAGUUAUAAGAAAAGCAGAAUUGAUUGAAUAUUAUGAUGUUAGUGGUUGUUAUAUUCUAAGACCAUGGGCAUAUUUUAUUUGGGAAUAAAUUUAAAGAUAUUUUGAUGAUCUUAUUAAAACUGAAGAAGUUGAAAAUACUUAUUUCCCAAUGUUUCUAUCUGCUAAACAUUUGAAUAAAGAGAAAGAACAUGUAGAGGGAUUUAAAGCAGAAGUUGCUUGGGUUACAAAAUAUGGAGAAAGUGAUCUAAAUGAACCUCUAGCUAUAAGACCUACAUCUGAAACAAUUAUGUAUCCAGCUUUUGCAAAAUGGGUACAAAGUCAUAGAGAUUUACCAUUAAAAGUGAACUAAUGGACAAAUAUUGUGAGAUGGGAAUUCAAAUUCCCAACACCAUUUAUUAGAACUAGAGAAUUUUUAUGGUAAGAAGGACAUACAGCACAUUCAACAAGGGAAGAAGCAGUGAAACAAGUUUACACUAUUUUAGAUUUCUAUGAAUAAGUUUAUGGCGAAUUAUUGGCUGUUCCUGUUAUAAAAGGAGUAUAAUACUCAUUAAUAUGUUUAGAUUAAAACAGAAUCAGAGAAAUUUGCAGGAGGAGAUUUUACUACAACAGUAGAAACUAUCAUUCCAUAAAAUGGAAGAGGCUUAUAAGGAGCUACAUCUCAUCAUUUAGGAUAAAAUUUUAGCAAGAUGUUUGAAAUUAAUUUCGAAGAUGAUAAGAAAUAAAAAGCCUUUGCUUGGUAAACAAGUUGGGGUUUAACUACUCGAUCUAUUGGUGCAAUGAUUAUGUUCCAUGGUGAUGAUAAAGGUUUGGUAUUGCCACCAAGAGUUGCUAAAUAUUAAAUUGUUAUUAUACCAAUUAUUCAUAAAGAUCUUGAAGAGAAAUAAUUGAAUGAAAGAUGUGAAUAAAUUAGAUAAAUGUAUUUAUUAAUUAUUUAUAUAUAGAUUGGUGAAAGAAAAAUUAAGAGUUCAUUUGGAUAGCAGAGACAACUAUUCUCCAGGAUGGAAAUUUAAUAAAUGGGAAUAGAAGGGAGUUCCUAUUAGAUUGGAAAUUGGACCUGGAGAAUUCAAAAAUAAUGAAGUUAGAGUUGUUUAAAGAUUUGACAAUAAGAAAUAUCAAAUUAAAAUGGAGGAACUUAAUCAAUUAAGUUAAAUACUUGAUAAUAUCCAUAAUGCCAUGUUAGAAAAAGCUAGAACUGAAUUAAAUUAAAGAAUCAAAUAAGCAGACAAUUGGAAAGAGUUCAUGACUCAAUUAAAUCAAAGAAAUACAAUAUUAACUAGAUGGUAUUGAUUAAUUAAUUAUGAUUUAGGUGUGAAAGAUAAGAAUGUGAAAAGUAAGUGAAAACAAAGUCAGGAAUAGAAUCAAAGGAGAAGGAUUCUGAAAUUGAUGGAUAAGUCUAAUUAACUGGUAGUGCUAAAACCUUAUGCAUGCCAUUAAAGUAAGAUUAAGUAAAAGAAGGAGAGUUAUGUUUUAAUUGUGGCCAAGAAGCAAAGAAGUAUGUGUUAUGGGGAAGAUCAUAUUGAAAUAUUAAAUAUACAAUAAUAAC
Paramecium primaurelia is the source of this 2263-nucleotide messenger RNA. NCBI's taxonomy places the organism in Eukaryota, Ciliophora, Oligohymenophorea, Peniculida, Parameciidae. The record is from the annotation of a GenBank genome assembly.